Anopheles merus is the source of this 1409-nucleotide messenger RNA. RefSeq names its product protein FAM8A1-like. The record is from RefSeq and is a predicted model, not a curated record. Bases 170 to 1162 code for a protein of 330 amino acids. Lineage: Eukaryota; Metazoa; Arthropoda; Insecta; Diptera; Culicidae. The transcript has 3 exons.
GCACCCAUUGUGCACAGUUGCACUGACUCAGUUGUUUGGAUUUGUGCGCUGGAAAAACAUUGCCGUAACAAAAACAAAACCCUCACCCGUGUUUUGCUUGUGCAGAAGAAAAUCUUAAAGGGCACCAAUUCACGCCCGCGUUUCGUUGCGUUGUCCUCCCCCGCUCACCAUGGCCGAAAAUCAGGACACAAUCAAAGAGAAGAAAGACAGUGGCCCCGUCGACGGUGGGCCGCAGCUGGAUCUGACCAAAUCGUCCAAACAGAUUUACUUCGAGCUGCUGCGAACAUGGGUGUACCACGCGGAAAUGCAGAACCAUCUGCACGCCCACUUCCCCUACUACCUGAUGAACAACUAUCCGCAGCUGUUUCAGCUAAACAACGGGCAGGCGGCUGGACCCGGCAUGAUGGGACAGUUCAUGAGUGGUGCGGGCACAGCAGCGGCGAACGGCGGGGGAACGUCGGCGCCCGGAAGCGGUACCGGACAGGGGACGAAUGGUGCCGGGAACCGGGGGCGUACGGAAACGACGGAUCCCACCCGACCGGAUGAUGCAAUCAACCGUCACGGUGGAUACGAGUACGUAAUUGCCCCGCUGUGGAAGCGCUUUGCCGCCGAAGCCAUCGAUAUUGCGAUAAUCUUUCUCCUCAAGAUAAUGACCACGCUCGCGUUUAUAGAUGCGUUCGAAAUCGAUCUCCUGUACAUGGACCUGGACGCGAUUCGCAACUCGUUCGAGGAGGACUACACCGAGCUGCUGUCGUUCACCUCGGAGCUGAUCUUUCUCGAGAUCGGCAUCAAGAUCGCGGUGUGCAUCUACGAGGCCGUCUGGACGGCCCACGUCCAGGUCAUACCGGGCAGCGCGACGCCCGGCAAGAUGCUGAUGGGGCUGCGGAUCGUGUACGCGGAAUCGGUGGCCGUGCUCGAGCCGCAGCCGCAGCCCGGGCUGCUUAGCAAUCAGGUGCCGCUGCGGGCGCUGCUCUACCCGGGCACGACGCCCAGCUUCGGCCGUGCGUUUGCCCGGGCCGUGGUGAAGAACGUCGUGAUAGCGUUCUUCUUCCCGAUGUGUCUGCUGCUGCUGUGCUUCCGGCAGAACCGCUCGAUCUACGACGUGAUGACCAAAACGGUCGUGGUGGAGGACAAUCCCAAUCCGGUGCUGAGACGCCGCUAGGCAGCAGCAACAGGCUGUGGAAGGGACCACCUUCCCACCCGGUACCAAAUGAGUUCAACUGUUUUCUUUUUUUUUUGGAGCGAAGUGCAGGGUGAUUGUGGCCCUAUUUGAGGGCUGUUUUGAGUUAACCAAAUACCGGAAAGGGGGGAAAAAGAAACGGUGACGUGUUACGCCGGCCACUAUUACGUGUAAUAAAUGCUGCGCACCAUCCCCCGCUUAGCAAAGGGGAAAUCAGCUCUAGUUUAAA